UGGUGGUGGCUGCAGCAGUGGGCGGGGCGGCAGGGAAGUGUACGCCAGGGUAACCAGGUCCCCGCCGCCACUGCUUCCGGGACAGUCCUAUUUACCUUUUCAUCAUUGCCGUGCGCCGCGGGCUGUACCGGCUCUGACGGUGCCGGAGCAGGACGUAUUCUCAUGGUGGGGGCCGGCUGCAAGUAAGUCACCUCAAUGGAUGCAGACAGUGAUGUGGCAUUAGAUAUCUUAAUUACCAAUGUUGUCUGCGUGUUCCGAACAAGAUGCCAUUUAAACCUGCGGAAGAUUGCAUUAGAGGGGGCAAAUGUCAUCUACAAGCGUGAAGUUGGAAAGGUUUUGAUGAAACUCCGAAAACCCAAAAUAACUGCAACGAUCUGGUCAUCAGGAAAAAUAAUUUGUACAGGAGCGACCAGUGAAGAAGAAGCCAAAUUAGGUGCUAGAAGAUUGGCUCGUUCUCUGCAGAAGCUUGGAUUUUUGGUAAAAUUCACUGAGUUUAAAGUUGUCAAUGUGCUGGCAGUGUGCACUAUGCCUUUUGAAAUAAGACUACCGGAAUUUACGAAAAAUAACCGACCUCAUGCCAGUUAUGAACCUGAACUUCACCCUGCCGUUUGCUAUAGGAUAAAGUCUUUAAGAUCGACACUGCAGAUCUUCUCCACCGGAAGUAUUACAGUCACAGGUCCAGAUGUGAAGUCCGUUGCUACCGCUGUAGAGCAAAUCUACCCUUGUGUAUUUGGAAGCAGGAAACAAAUUUUGUAAAUAACCACUUCUGCAUUGAGAUUUUAUGACCAUGCACCUUUUUUUAAGAAGACAUCUAAAGCAGGCAUGCUCAACCUGCGGCCCUUCAGCUGUUGCAAAACUACAACCCCCAGCAUGCCCGAACAGCCUACAGCAGGGCAUUGUGGGAGUUGUAGUCUUACAACAGCUGGAGGGCCGCAGGUUGCGCAUGCCUGCUUUAGAUGUAAAGAAAUCUAACUUGAUCAGAUAAAUAGGACCAACAAAGGGACAACUCUUUAUAUUACCCGCCGUCUAUCACAGUGUUCAGACUCUGCAUCCAGAGACGUUUCUG
Messenger RNA from Bufo bufo (common toad), 1066 nucleotides. It is a transcript of the gene TBPL1, whose product is annotated as TATA-box binding protein like 1. Gene Ontology annotation, biological process: DNA-templated transcription initiation. Bases 196 to 756 code for a protein of 186 amino acids. The record is from RefSeq and is a predicted model, not a curated record. The transcript has 7 exons. Lineage: Eukaryota; Metazoa; Chordata; Amphibia; Anura; Bufonidae. Gene Ontology annotation, molecular function: DNA binding; general transcription initiation factor activity.